AUGAUAAUGGCAUCAGCGGAAGUUACAGUGCCUGAAGAAAUGAGUUUAAAGCCUUUAAGCAAGCUCGAAGUGGUCAAAGACGAUUCUUCCAUCGUCAUGGACUUUACACUCCAAAACGUACAAUCUGUCACCGUAUGCACUGCCAUUGACUUGGCCAAAAAUGAGACAUGGAAGAUGAACGCGAUAGUCGGAAGAUCCGAUGCCACUGUCCCUACGCUGGCUAACACACGUUUGACUUGGCCAAUCUCGCCACGGGUGCAGCCAAAAGUCGUUGUCAAAUCCGUCUGCUCCCCUGAUGGUAGAUUAACCCUCUGCAUUUGGCCAGACAGCCCCGUGCCCGGGGCACACGUUACUGGAGCCAAAAGAGCGACAUACACACGAUCGGUAGAUAGAAAGGGUGACGGCUUAUGA
This is a messenger RNA of Bipolaris victoriae FI3, 411 nucleotides long. RefSeq lists its product as hypothetical. The coding region runs from base 1 to 411 and encodes 136 amino acids. NCBI's taxonomy places the organism in Eukaryota, Fungi, Ascomycota, Dothideomycetes, Pleosporales, Pleosporaceae. The record is from RefSeq and is a predicted model, not a curated record. The transcript has 3 exons.